Rosa rugosa (rugosa rose) is the source of this 3015-nucleotide messenger RNA. Its product is annotated as subtilisin-like protease SBT5.4. Gene Ontology annotation, biological process: proteolysis. The record is from RefSeq and is a predicted model, not a curated record. Lineage: Eukaryota; Viridiplantae; Streptophyta; Magnoliopsida; Rosales; Rosaceae. The coding region runs from base 95 to 2425 and encodes 776 amino acids. The transcript has 11 exons. Gene Ontology annotation, molecular function: serine-type endopeptidase activity.
CUCAACAUUAUGUCAUACAAAGAAAUGACAUUUAACCAGCUUUGUGGUCAACCUUCUAGUUUUUAGCACAGAGGUUAUUCAAAGCUUCACAGCAAUGGUGCUUUCAUCUCUACCUCCAUUACUAUUAUUAUCAGCUCUUUUGUUCUCUAUGUUGCAGACACCUACCUUUUCCAUUAAAAAGCCAUAUAUAGUGUACUUAGGAGCACAUUCUCACGGUCCAAACCCAUCAUCUGUUGAUCUCGAUUUUGUCAGAAAUUUUCACUACAAUUUUCUGGGGUCAUUCUUGAGAAGCAAUAAAAGUGCCAAAGAUGUGAUGUUCUACUCCUAUACUAGACACAUUAAUGGUUUUGCUGCAAUUCUUGAAGAGGAAGAAGCUGCUCAGAUUGCUAAGGAUCCAAAUGUGAUAUCAAUCUUCCUAAACAAGGGAAGAAAGCUGCAAACUACCCGGUCAUGGAAUUUUCUUGGAUUAGAGAGAAAUGGACUGAUUCCUUCAGACUCCAUUUGGAGGAAAGCAAGGUUUGGCGAAGAUACAAUAAUUGCAAACAUAGAUACUGGUGUGUUAGGUGUUUGGCCAGAAUCCAAAAGCUUUAGUGAUGAAGGGUUGGGACCUGUCCCUUCCAAGUGGCGUGGAACUUGUCAACAUGAUACAAAGCAAGUUCAUUGCAACAGAAAGCUGAUUGGAACUAGGUACUUUAAUAAUGGUCUUGCCAUGUAUGCCGGCCCUCUCAACUCGUCGUAUUCCACUGUUCGCGACUACGAUGGUCAUGGAUCACAUACCCUAUCCACGGCUGCGGGUGGAUUUGUUCCAGGAGUUAGUGUUUUUGGCAAUGGCAAUGGAACCACCAAGGGUGGCUCUCCUCAAGCCCGUGUUGCUGCAUAUAAGGUAUGCUGGCCACCAUUUGAAGGUGUUGGGUGCUUCGAGGCAGACAUCUUAGCUGCCUUUGAUGCUGCAAUAAGUGACGGUGUCGAUGUAAUCUCUGUGUCUCUUGGUGGAGGAACCGAGGAGUUUUUCAACAAUGCAAUUUCAAUAGGGUCCUUCCAUGCAGUUAAAAAUGGCAUUGUUGUGGUUAGUGCAGCUGGAAACUCUGGACCAAAUCCAGGGACAGUAUUAAACUUGUCGCCAUGGUUAGUAACAGUUGGUGCUAGCACCAUUGAUCGAGAGUUCACAAGCUAUGUUGUCCUCGGAAACAAAAAGCAAUUGAAGGGAGCAAGCCUUUCAGCUAAAGGCUUACCAUUUGAAAUGUUUUACCCGUUGAUCAGUGCUGCAGAUGCGAGAGAUGCUGAUGCAUCCACUGGAGAAGCUGAAAUUUGCAAUGUUGGAGCCCUCGAUCCUAGGAAAGUAAAAGGAAAGAUUUUGGUGUGCGUUCGAGAAUACAACGAUAAUGAAAGAACCGAGAAGAGCCUGCAGGCUGAUAUUGCAGGUGCUGUAGGAAUGAUCUUGGUUAAUGAUAAGCAAAGUGGAAACGAUGUUGUAGCCGAUCCUCAUGUGCUCCUUGUUUCACAUCUCAAUUACACCGACGGCAAACAUGUCUUUGAUUACAUUAAAUCUACCAAAACUCCUGUGGCUUACCUUACUCCAGUAAAGACUGAAUUGGGAACAAAGCCAGCUCCGCAUGUAGCUCCAUUUUCAUCAAGGGGGCCUAAUCUUCUGGAGCAGGCAAUCUUUAAGCCUGAUAUCAUUGCACCAGGGGUGAGUAUAAUUGCUGCUUAUACUGAAGCAACAGGGCCAACUUAUCAAUUAUCUGAUACUCGCCGGGUUUCUUUUAAUGUUCAAACUGGCACUUCAAUGGCGUGCCCUCAUGUAUCCGGAAUUGCAGGGCUUCUGAGGAAACUCCAUCCAGAUUGGAGCCCAGCAGCUAUUAAAUCUGCAAUCAUGACAACUGCUACAACACAAGAUGACAGCAAUGAACCGAUGCUUGACUCGUCUUAUUUGAAGGCAACACCAUUUGCUUAUGGUGCAGGACACAUUCAACCAAACAACGCAAUGGACCCAGGGCUAAUUUAUAACCUAACAACACUUGAUUACUUGAAUUUCUUAUGUGCUCGAGGAUACAAUGAAACAAUGAUCAAAUCAUUCUCCAAUCCACCUUUCAAAUGUCCCAAGUCUUUCAGUCUAGGAGACUUCAACUACCCAGCAAUUGCAAUUCCUAAUCUCGGUGCAGAGUUAGUGACCGUUACUAGAAGAAAAGUUACAAAUGUCGGAUCACCUGGCACGUACAAAGUGUGCGUCAAGGCACCACCAGAAGUAAUGGUUUUGGUUAAACCUAGAAGCUUGAAAUUUGAGAGUAUUGGUGAAGUGAAAAAGUUCAAAGUUAUAUUCAAAGCUAAGGUUAAGGGUAAGCCUCGAGGGUAUGCAUUUGGAGAGUUGAUGUGGUCAGAUGGCAAUCACCAUGUAAAGAGUCCUCUUGCAAUGAAGCACUACUAGAAACAAAUUUUGGCUGUCUUUGAAUGCAACCCUGCAUUUACUGUCAGUUCAUUAUUAUUGGUGUAUGCCUUAGGAGGGAUGAAAACAUCAAGGAGAAAAAAAAAAUUAAAUUUCCUGUUUUAUGAUUCCUGUAUCACAAGAAUGACACAAUUUCUACACUCAUUUGAUGAUGACACCCAUUCAAUCAGAUGCAGCUAGCAUCAGUGUUGAGAUCUACGUUCACAGGUACUAUUCAAUGGGGAUCGUUGGAUAAUUGUCAUGUGGUACAAUUGUUCCAAACAGCUCUUUCUCCUCGGUGUCAUGCUUGUUAGAUUGGGUUUCCAGCAGGUCAUUUGAUAUGGAAACUCGAAAGACAGCUACACGUACAUAAUGUACGUUCAAAAUCAUAUAAUGAUCUCCACCUGUUGUACUAGUAGACAGAUGCAGCAUGCAGAAAAACCAUGCUUUCGUACGUACACCAUCCAUUCACCCAAGAAAGGCUUGUGUAAUGGACAAAGUAUGUUCCCAAGCUCAUGUAGCACCUGAUAGAUGAUAGUCAUGAUACACAAGGAAAUCUCGAGCUACAAGGAAAUUUUUUAUGACUUGUAAAU